Molecule: messenger RNA, 572 nt
Organism: Macrosteles quadrilineatus (aster leafhopper)
Lineage: Eukaryota; Metazoa; Arthropoda; Insecta; Hemiptera; Cicadellidae
Product: peptidoglycan recognition protein 3-like
Exons: 4
Coding region: 30-572 (180 amino acids)
Biological process (GO): peptidoglycan catabolic process
Molecular function (GO): N-acetylmuramoyl-L-alanine amidase activity
Source: RefSeq, a predicted model, not a curated record
UGUUUAGAUAUUUUUGUAACUUUUACAAAAUGGUGCCGUGGUACAAAAGGAGGAGAAAUUGGAUGGAUAAAAUACCGCCAUUGGAAGAAGUCGGCCAAAUUGUCAUCCACAGAGAAGCUUGGGGAGGCAAAGAGACAUUAAAAGCUCACCAAAUACUUCAUUUCCCUGUUAUGUUCAUCUUUAUGAAACUAUUACCGGACAUGCCCCACCAUAAAUACAUGAGGACCAACUAUCAAAAGCUUGUAUGGCUACAGAAGCGGGAACGGGAGAUAAAUAAUAAGUCGGACAUCAAAUACAAUUUCAUGCUGGGUAAUGAUGGGUACAUUUAUGAAGGGAGAGGGUGGGAAGUAAGGCCAGAUCUGUUGGGUAAAGGUUACGCAGAUUUUCAUGAGAUGGUGGGUGAAGAUAUCCGAGGACAACCGCUGGCAGCUCGUAGUCUACUCAUCGGACACUUCCCUGGGAUUUCAGAUGAAGAUAUGGGCAAAAAGAUGAUCAGAGCUAAAGAAGCAUUGAUCCAGUUUGGAAUAAGAAAUGAGUACAUUCAUAAAAAUUACAAAACUUAUAUUUUAUAA